AUGAGCGUUCUAAUUCUCGUGCUCCUUUUUUGGGCUGCGUCUUUACAGGCACUCACAGCCUCCUACGUUCCACCUGAUAGGAUUCAGAGUCUGAAGAGAUUAAAAAAGUAUAUUGGGACGCUGAUUGACCCUGAAAUCCCCCCACUGGACCCUCAGACAAACAUGAUCGAUGUAGUAUUAAGACUUGGUCCGCUGCAGGUGCACGAUCUAGUUGAUUCUACCCAGGUCCUCACACUUGGAUCCUUUGUGGUUAUGAUUUGGAGAGACAAAGCUCUGGCUUGGAAUAUAUCCGACUAUUCCAACAUCAGCGAAAUAGAGAUACCCGCUAACAAGGUAUGGCAGCCAACUGUACACCUGUUGAACAAGGCUGUUGGUGAUGGCCCCUUAACGACAACAAUGCCCAUUCAUCUGAAGAGCGACGGCUCCCUAUUCUGGAAGAACACAAUGACAAUGUCAGUGAUAUGUAAGACCUAUCUCUCAAGAUAUCCAUUUGAUAGCCAGAUUUGUUCAAUGAAGUUUAUGCCAAUGAAUGAAUACGAUACCAUCCUGUAUCCGUAUGUGUACUUUUCUACUCAUGGUACAGAUAUAGAAGCCAAUGGAGAGUGGGAGACUGUCAACGUCACGUACUCAACAAUAAAUAUGACAGAUGUAAGUUCCAAAAGUGCCAUAUUCCACAUUCACCUGUCUAGAAAGUACAUGUUCCACGUCUUGAAUCUGGUUUUCCCAAUGUGUCUACUGUCGUUCCUGAACGGAUUCGUGUUCCUGUUGCCAGCGAGUUCUGGGGAGAAGAUGGGCUUCCUCAUGGCCGUGUUUGUGUCGAAUGCAUUGUUCCUGAGUUUGAUCCACGACAACAUGCCUUCGUCGUCCGAUACUAUUCCUAAUCUCACAGUCUAUCUUGUUUCUGUUCAAAUCCAAGGUUUUCUCGCAAUCGCAGCUACUAUCUUAGUACAGAACGUGUACCACCGCCGGACCAAGAACGAGGAGAGCCGUGCAAAGAAAACCCAGGUUGUACCUCUGGAUGGUGUCAAGGAUGUGGUUAUCAGGCCUAUCGAUGAUGACACGUCUGAAACGAAAACGGAUCGUCAAAUUGGGAAGAAAAGCGACUGGUUAAAGAACAGAACAAUUCCUCUGGACAGAAUUCUCGAUGGGGUUUUCUUUGUGUGUUUCACUAUUUUCGCCCUUACAGGAUUGAUGUUUCUCUAUUUUAUAUAG
Haliotis rubra (blacklip abalone) is the source of this 1212-nucleotide messenger RNA. Its product is annotated as neuronal acetylcholine receptor subunit beta-4-like. Gene Ontology annotation, biological process: monoatomic ion transmembrane transport; chemical synaptic transmission; nervous system process. The record is from RefSeq and is a predicted model, not a curated record. Lineage: Eukaryota; Metazoa; Mollusca; Gastropoda; Lepetellida; Haliotidae. Gene Ontology annotation, molecular function: extracellular ligand-gated monoatomic ion channel activity; transmembrane signaling receptor activity; neurotransmitter receptor activity. Bases 1 to 1212 code for a protein of 403 amino acids. The transcript has a single exon. Gene Ontology annotation, cellular component: membrane; neuron projection; synapse.